Molecule: messenger RNA, 3234 nt
Organism: Saccharomyces mikatae IFO 1815
Lineage: Eukaryota; Fungi; Ascomycota; Saccharomycetes; Saccharomycetales; Saccharomycetaceae
Gene: CTR9
Product: Ctr9p
Exons: 1
Coding region: 1-3234 (1077 amino acids)
Biological process (GO): regulation of DNA-templated transcription
Cellular component (GO): Cdc73/Paf1 complex
Molecular function (GO): RNA polymerase II complex binding
Source: RefSeq, a predicted model, not a curated record
AUGGCAAACGCAAUUAAAGUCGAAGGGUACCCGUCUAUGGAAUGGCCCACUUCCUUAGAUAUCCCACUGAAGGCCUCGGAAGAAUUGGUGGGCAUCGAUUUAGAAACCGAUUUGCCGGAUGAUCCUACAGAUUUGAAGACUUUACUAGUUGAGGAAAAUUCUGAGAAGGAACAUUGGUUGACCAUUGCUCUUGCCUAUUGCAAUCAUGGGAAAACCAACGAAGGUAUUAAACUAAUUGAAAUGGCCUUAGAUGUUUUUCAAAACUCUGAAAGAGCAUCAUUGCAUACAUUUUUAACCUGGGCGCAUUUGAAUUUAGCCAAGAGACAAUCUCUUAGUGUGGAAACAAAAGAACAUGAACUCACCCAAGCUGAAUUAAAUUUAAAGGAUGCUAUUGGAUUUGACCCUACAUGGAUUGGUAAUAUGUUAGCCACAGUCGAGCUAUAUUACCAGCGUGGCCAUUAUGAUAAGGCCUUGGAAACCUCAGACUUGUUUGUGAAGAGUAUUCAUGCCGAAGAUCAUAGGUCCGGUAGACAAUCGAAACCCAAUUGUUUAUUUUUACUUCUAAGGGCAAAAUUGUUAUACCAAAAGAAGAACUAUAUGGCUGGUUUGAAAAUUUUCCAAGAAUUACUGGUUAUCAACCCUGUGCUACAACCGGAUCCUCGUAUUGGAAUUGGUCUGUGCUUUUGGCAAUUAAAGGAUCCAAAAAUGGCGAUUAAAUCGUGGCAAAGAGCUCUACAAAUAAAUCCAAAGAACACAAGUGCCUCAAUAUUGGUACUAUUAGGUGAGUUUUAUGACUCCUUAACCAAUUCUACGAAUGACACAACAUUUAAGGAAGCCUUUUCGAAGGCAUUGAGUGACUUGAACAAUAUUUUUUCCGAGAACCAGCAUAAUCCUGUUUUGUUAACCUUAUUACAAACUUACUACUACUUUAAAGGCGAUUAUCAAACUGUUUUAAAUAUUUAUCAUCACAAAAUCUUGAAAAUGAGCUCCUUAAUAGCCAAAACUGUCCUAUCUGAAUCUUCAUUUUGGUGCGGUAGGGCACAUUAUGCAUUAGGUGAUUAUCGUAAAUCCUUCAUCAUGUUUCAAGAAAGUUUAAAAAAAAAUGAAGAAAACUUGCUGGCGAAAUUAGGGCUGGGCCAGACUCAGAUAAAAAGCAACUUAUUGGAGGAAAGUAUUAUUACUUUUGAAAAUUUAUACAAGACAAAUGAAAAUCUACAGGAAUUAAACUAUAUCCUGGGCAUGCUUUAUGCCGGUAAAGCCUUUGAUGCUAGCGCUGCAAAAAACACCCCUUCCAAAGAACAAACCAUUCUAAAUGAAAAGGCUUUAAAGUAUUUAGAAAGAUACGUGAAAUUAGCGCUUGCCACAAAAAAUCAAUUAAUUAUCUCCAGAGCUUCUCUUGUUAUGUCUCAACUUUAUGAAUCACAGAACCAAUAUAAAACUUCCUUAGAUCAUCUCUCCAAAGCUUUGGAGGAAAUGGAAUUCAUCAAGAAAGAAAUUCCGUUGGAAGUACUCAAUAAUUUGGCUUGUUACCACUUCAUUAACGGUGACUUCGCGAAAGCUGAUGACUUUUUUAAACAAGCAAAGGCAAGAGUUAGUAAUACAGACAAUAGUGUCAGCAUUACAUUGGAAUAUAACAUUGCUAGGACUAACGAGAAAAAUGAAUGCGAAAAAUCGGAAUCUAUAUAUUCCCAGAUUAUAUCUUCACACCCGACUUAUAUUGCAGCAAGAAUAAGAAAUUUGUACCUCAAAUUUGCACAGUCAGAAAUUGACGAUUCGACUAUGAGUACAGAAAUGAAUAAUUUGUUAGGAGUGAACAAGUCAGAUCUAGAGAUUCGUUCAUUUUAUGGUUGGUACUUAAAAAAUAGCAAAGAAAGAAAAAACAACGAAAAGAGCACAAGUCAUAACAAGGAAACCUUGGUGAAAUAUAAUUCUCAUGACGCUUAUGCCCUAAUCUCUUUAGCUAAUCUAUACGUAACUAUUGCUAGAGAUGGAAAAAAGUCGAGAAAUCCAAAGGAACAAGAAAAAUCGAAGCAUUCUUAUUUGAAAGCCAUUCAAUUAUAUCAGAAAGUCUUACAAGUCGAUCCGUUCAAUAUAUUUGCCGCUCAAGGUGUUGCAAUCAUUUUUGCAGAAAGUAAAAGGAUGGGACCUGCUUUGGAGAUUUUGAGGAAAGUAAGAGACUCUUUAGAUAAUGAAGAUGUUCAAUUGAAUCUUGCACAUUGCUAUUUGGAAAUGCGCGAAUAUGGUAAAGCCAUUGAAAAUUAUGAACUAGUUUUGAAAAAAUUCGAGAAUAAAAAUACAAGACCGCAUAUUCUGAACUUAUUGGGCAGAGCUUGGUAUGCACGUGCUAUUAAAGAAAGAUCUGUAAGUUUUUACCAAAAAGCGUUAGAGAAUGCUAAAACAGCUUUAGAUCUUUUCGUUAAAGAGUCUUAUAAAAGUAAGUUCAUUCCUAGUGUUAAGUUUAAUAUAGCUUUGUUACAGUUUCAGAUAGCAGAAACUUUAAGAAGAUCAAAUCCUAAAUUUAGGACAAUUCAGCAAAUCAGGGAUUCCUUGGAAGGUUUGAAAGAAGGUUUGGAACUGUUUAAAGAGUUGAAUGACUUGAAAGAAUUUAAUAUGAUUCCUAAGGAGGAAUUGGAACAACGUAUUCAAUUGGGUGAGACCACCAUGAAAAGUGCAUUAGAACGUUCUUUGAAUGAGCAAGAAGAUUUUGAAAAAGAGCAGAACGCUAAAAUUGAUGAAGCACGUAAAAUUCUGGAAGAAAACGAAUUAAAAGAACAAGAAAGAAUGAAACAAGAAGAGGUAGCCAGACGUUUGAAAUUGGAAAAACAAGCGGAGGAGUACAGGAGAUUGCAAGAUGAAGCACAAAAGUUAAUUCAAGAGCGUGAAGCCAUGGCCAUAAGUGAACACACUGUUAAGGACGAUUCAGACCUUUCUGAAAAGGACAAUGAAUAUGACGAAGAAAAGCCUAGACAAAAAAGAAGGAGAUCAACAAAAACAAAAAAUGAUGAUGAAUCCAAAAAAAGGAAAGCUGUUAAAAAGACGGUCUCUGAUAGCGACGAAGAUGAAGAUGAUGUAGUGAAAAAGCCUUCUCAUAAUAAGGGGAAAAAAUCACAAUUAUCGAGUGAGUUUAUUGAAGAUAGUGAUGAGGAAGAAGCACAGAUGAGUGGGUCGGAACAAAACAAAAAAGAUGAUAAUGAUGACAUCAAAGAUAAUGACGACAACGAUGGGUUGUUCUAA